Cucumis sativus (cucumber) is the source of this 1587-nucleotide messenger RNA. RefSeq names its product UDP-glucosyltransferase 29. Bases 1 to 1470 code for a protein of 489 amino acids. Lineage: Eukaryota; Viridiplantae; Streptophyta; Magnoliopsida; Cucurbitales; Cucurbitaceae. The record is from RefSeq and is a predicted model, not a curated record. Gene Ontology annotation, molecular function: UDP-glycosyltransferase activity. The transcript is spliced from 4 exons.
AUGGAGUUAGAUGGGCAUCAUAGAAAUAAGAUGAAAAUGAAGAUUUUGAUGCUCCCAUGGCUUGCUCAUGGCCAUGUCUCACCUUUCUUAGAGCUCUCAAAACUGCUUGCUACUAAAAACUUUCACAUUUUCUUCUGUUCCACCUCUAUUAUCCUUCACUCCAUUCGAUCAAAACUCCCUCAAAAGUUACUAUCAUCUUCUAACAUACAGCUUGUCGAGUUGACCUUGCCAACAUCCGCCGACCUCCCCCGGUGGCGCCACACCACUGCCGGCCUCCCGUCGCAUCUCAUGUUCUCGCUGAAGCGAGCAUUUGACUCUGCUGCCUCCGCCUUUGACGGCAUCCUUCAAAACUUGAAACCGGACUUGGUCAUCUAUGAUUUCUUGCAACCUUGGGCUCCUGCUGUGGCUCUCUCUGCUAAUAUUCCAGCAGUCAUGUUUCAGUGCACAGGUGCUCUUAUGGCAGCCAUGGUAACGAACAUGUUAAAGUUUCCAAACUCGGAUUUUCUGUCGACGUUUCCUGAGAUUCAUCUCUCAGAGUUUGAGAUUAAACAACUGAAGAACUUGUUUAAAAGCUCAGUGAAUGACGCAAAAGAUAAACAAAGAAUUGAGGAAUGUUAUAAAAGAUCGUGUGGCAUUCUUCUUCUUAAAUCUUUGAGAGAAAUUGAAGCCAAGUAUAUUGAUUUCGUCUCCACUUCAUUGCAAAUCAAGGCAAUUCCCGUGGGUCCCUUAGUUGAAGAACAAGAAGAAGACAUCGUGGUAUUAGCAGAAAGUUUCGAAAAAUGGCUAAACAAAAAGGAGAAAAGAUCUUGCAUACUCGUGUCUUUCGGAAGCGAGUUUUACUUAUCCAAAGGAGAUAUGGAAGAGAUCGCUCAUGGCUUAGAGUUGAGCCACGUGAACUUCAUAUGGGUGGUGAGGUUUCCGGGGAGCGGCGAACAAGGAGAAAGAAAGAAGAAGAAGAACGUUGUAGAAGAAGAACUCCCAAAAGGGUUUUUAGAGAGAGUUGGAGAGAGAGGAAUGGUGGUAGAAGAGUGGGUCCCACAAGUUCAGAUCUUGAAGCAUCGGAGCACCGGCGGGUUCCUCAGCCACUGUGGGUGGAGCUCUGUCUUAGAGAGCAUCAAGUCUGGCGUUCCAAUCAUCGCUGCCCCAAUGCAACUCGAUCAACCGUUGAAUGCCAGGCUAGUAGAGCACCUCGGCGUUGGUGUCGUAGUGGAGAGAAGUGAUGGCGGCAGGCUAUGUCGGAGAGAGGUGGCAAGAGCUGUGAGGGAGGUGGUGGCGGAGGAAAGUGGGAAGAGAGUGAGGGAGAAGGUGAAGGAGGUUGCAAAGAUUAUGAAGGAGAAAGGUGAUGAAGGUGAGAUGGAGGUUGUUGUGGAAGAGAUAACGAAGCUAUGUAGAAGGAAAAGGAAAGGUUUACAAAGCAAUUGGUGUAGAACUUCCAUGGAUUCACAUUGCUGUGAAGUCAUGGAAGAUUGAUGAUCAUAAUGGUGCAACACCCAAUAAAGAGAGCCUCCUCGCAAAUAAGUUAAAAGUAGAAGAAAUAUCAUGUAAAAUUUUCAUAGUAAUUAUACACAAAAACAAUAAGUUCAGAAA